ACUUCCGGUCCGCCCCGAUCUCGCGAGACCGCGGCCGCUUCCGGGAGUCGAGGCGCGAGGCGGCGGGGCCGGCGCUCAGUAACCUUCCCGCACGAGUGGCCGUCGUGUGGCCGCUGGGGGGAACCGCAGUCGGACGCCUCCCCCGAGAGGUGGAAGAGGACGGGCCUUAGGCUGGAAGCGCCCUAGGAGGAGCCGCUUUGCAGGAUGGCUGAUCUGGUCUUGUGUGAACCAACCGAGCUCUAUAACAUCUUGAAUCAGGUCACGAAGCUCUCCAGGUUAGCUGAGCCCAACUACCUCUGUUUACUGGAUGUUCGAUCCAAACGGGAGUAUGACGAAAGCCACGUGAUCACGGCCAUCCGGGUGAAGAAGAGGGGCCCCGAGUUUCUCAUGCUGGAGUCCGUGGACCUGGAGUGCGUGAGGUACUGUGUGGUGUACGACAGCAACACCAGCUCCCUGGAGGUUCCCUUGAAAGAUGGUGACGAUGAAGACGACGAAGACAACGCGGACUCUGAGGAUUCCAUCCACGGGCUGGCGUCCGGAGCGGCCGUGCAGUACGCCCGGCUCCUCGCCCACCUCACCCGCCACCCCAUCCUCAUCCUGAAGGGGGGCUACGAGCGCUUCUCGGCCCGCUACCACUUCUUCCAGACGCAGAAGAUCAUCUGGAUGCCCCAGGAACUGGACGCCUUCCAGCCGUACCCCGUGGAAAUCCUGCCAGGCAGGGUCUUCCUGGGCAGCUUCUCGCAGGCCUGCGACCCUAAGGUUCAGAAGGAUUUGAAGAUCAAGGCGCAUGUGAAUGUCUGCAUGGAGACAGGGCCCUUCUUCAGAGGCGACGCGGAGAGGCUCCUGCACAUCCCCGUAGAGGACUCCCUGGAAGCCGAGGUGUUCCCCUUCCUGCGCCACCUCUGUCACUUCAUCGAAGCUCAUCUCCAGGUGGGCUCCGCCGUCCUGGUCUUUUCCACCCAAGGGAUCGGUCGUAGCUGUGCGGCCGUCAUAGCCUUCCUCAUGCACGAGAACCAGGAGACCUUGAAGGAAGUGAGAGCAAGGGACUCGGAAGACUCACGCAAGUUCACGGCGGCAGCGUUCACAGCACCCACGGGGGGACCGAAGUGUCCUCCAUCGGGUGGAAGAGCUGUACAGGUGUGGCCGAUGUGCAGUGGAAUAUUAUUCAGCCUCAAAAAAGGAAAUUCUUUUAAGGUGUCUUGUAUUUUUUUAAGGUUUAUUUUAUUAGGAAAGCAGAGUGACAGAGAUCGAUCCUCUGUUCACUGGUUCACUCCCCACAUGGCUAUGACAGCCAGGGCUGGGCCAGGAGCCCAGAGCUCGCUCCUCAGUCUCUCACAUGGGUCUCAGGGGCCCAAGUACUUGGCCCGUCACCUGCUGCCUUCCCAGGUGCCUUAGCAGGGAGCUGGGUCGGAAGCGGAGCAGCCGGGACUCGAAAGAGCGCUCUGAUACGGGAUGCUGGUGUUGCAGGAGGCAGCAUAACCUCCACAACGUGGUGAACCUUGCACCACUUCCCACGCGAGGGCGAUCAGAGCGUCCACCCGAGGACUCCCUUUGGUCAGGAGAGCUGGGGUAGCAAAACCAGUGACAAAAAGCGAACGGCGGGCUCCAGAGGCUUGGGGGGGGGGGCGAGCUGGUGUUCAGCUUGGGGAGACAAAGAAGAUGGAGUUUGGUGACAAUACUGGUAACUCUUACGUGACGAGCGUUUUACCACAAUUCGAGAAGGAAAUCUGCACUGAGGGCCCGAGGGCCUCGCCUCGCCCUGCCGGGGUGCAGUUUGCUUGAUUGGCUUUUCGUGGAGGGGAGUGGGGUUACUGAUGCAGCAAGGUUGGGGGAGGGGCUGCUGUGCAGGAGUGGCUCUCGCCCCCUCCCCAGGAACCGGUCCCCGAGGGGCCUCUUGGCUGCCUUGGGAGCUGGCCCCUUCUCCGCUGCUCUGCUGGCACACCUUGACACACACACGCACACACACACACCCGCACACACACACACACACACACCCGCUGCCACAGAGCCCUUGGGAGUUCCCGGGCGUUGAGCCCCCUGGAGUCGCAGAUGAGUGACCCUCACCAAGCCCCUGCCCCGCUGUGCUCCCUCCAGCCCUGAUGGCCAGUGUGUGCUCUAGCAGGUCACCGUGCUCGCU
This is a messenger RNA of Lepus europaeus (European hare), 2137 nucleotides long. RefSeq names its product serine/threonine/tyrosine interacting like 1 (gene STYXL1). Gene Ontology annotation, molecular function: protein phosphatase inhibitor activity; protein tyrosine/serine/threonine phosphatase activity; pseudophosphatase activity. The coding region runs from base 205 to 1395 and encodes 396 amino acids. The record is from RefSeq and is a predicted model, not a curated record. NCBI's taxonomy places the organism in Eukaryota, Metazoa, Chordata, Mammalia, Lagomorpha, Leporidae. Gene Ontology annotation, cellular component: mitochondrion. Gene Ontology annotation, biological process: protein dephosphorylation; positive regulation of intrinsic apoptotic signaling pathway; negative regulation of cytoplasmic stress granule assembly. The transcript has 9 exons.